AUGGCUAAUGGAACAAAUAAAGAUAAGUUAGGUGAUUGUUGCCUAGCUGAAUAUCAUCCAUUACCAGGAACUCCACGUGGACAAAUUAUAAAAAUUGCCGACAUUGAUACUUAUUUUAUUGAAGGAGAUGAUCAAACAUCAAAAGGAAAGGUUAUUGUUUUAUUAACCGAUGUAUUUGGUUUAGUAAAAAAUCCACGUAUUAUUGCUGAUGAAGUAUCAGAAAAAAGUGGUAUGGAUGUCUAUGUGCCAGAUUUAUUCAAUGGUGAUGCACUUCCUUCGUCACACUUAAAAGGUUCACCUGAAGUGCCUGGAGAAAAAAAGUCGUUUGGUGCAAAACUUAAUUUUGUAGGAAAAGUAUUCACAGAUAUUGGACCGUGGAUGAUUCGACAUCGUCAAGGUGUUACUCUUCCAAUUGUAGAAAGAUUUUUUAAAACGCUUCGUCCUGAAAGAAAUGCAACCCGAAUUCAAGCUGUUGGUUAUUGUUUUGGUGGUCUUUAUGCGAUGUUAGCUGGAGGUUCACUUCAUCUUGCCGAUACUAUUGUUGGUUGUCAUGUUUCAUUAGUAAAUAAAAGUCAUUUUGAACAAUUACAAGUACCAGCGGCUUUUGCUUUUGCUCAAGAAGACGAAUAUUUUUCCGAUUCUUUUCGAACAGAGGUACAACAUAUACUUUCGCGUAAAUCCGACAUACCAAGCAAGUUUUUAUUAACCAAUGGAACAGUGCAUGGUUUUGCUUCUCGACCGAAUCCAGACAAUCCUACUAUCAUGGCAGCAUUCAAACAGGCUAAUGAUUUGAUCGCAGAAUGGGCUAAAACUCAUCUUUAA
Messenger RNA from Adineta ricciae, 822 nucleotides. The record is from the annotation of a GenBank genome assembly. Lineage: Eukaryota; Metazoa; Rotifera; Eurotatoria; Adinetida; Adinetidae.